Messenger RNA from Ricinus communis (castor bean), 1579 nucleotides. RefSeq lists its product as uncharacterized. The coding region runs from base 307 to 1101 and encodes 264 amino acids. The record is from RefSeq and is a predicted model, not a curated record. NCBI's taxonomy places the organism in Eukaryota, Viridiplantae, Streptophyta, Magnoliopsida, Malpighiales, Euphorbiaceae. The transcript has 2 exons.
GGACCACAGGAAAAAAGAAAAGAUUAUUUCUGAAAGUUGUGUCGCUCACAGUUCACAAAUAAUCCCCCGAAGAAAGGAAGAUCUGUUUCAUUGUUGUCUUUUAUUAAUUUCAUUCAGAUCAAGAAUCGGUUUCAAAUUCUUCCUUUAAUAACUGGUACCACUGUUUGCUUAAAUCCUUAAAGUUGCUGAAAGAUAGCAAGGGUUCAAGGUAUGAGUUAAUGGUUAUUGCUACCCACUGUCAGGUCCUUGUCCUAUAACCACAGAAUGUCAUAUAGCCUCCUUUAAUCGCCUCUCCUUGCUAUCAAAAUGUGGAAUUUUGCAUCCAAUUGCAUAGCAGGAAGUGUUGGUGUGAACAGCAGUCCAAAGCUAACUCAAGCUGCAUUAGAAUCUUCAGAUGAUGAGGCUUCUUCUGUUGUAAGCAGAGAAGAAGGCCUAGAGUGCCCAAUAUGCUGGGAAUCCUUCAAUAUUGUGGAAAAUGUGCCGUAUGUUUUAUGGUGUGGCCAUACCCUAUGUAAAAAUUGCAUCCUAGGACUUCAAUGGGCUGUUGUGAAGUUCCCCACAUUACCUAUUCAACUUCCCCUCUUUAUUUCAUGUCCAUGGUGCAACCUCUUAUCUUUCCGCCUAGUGUAUAGAGGCAACUUAAAAUUUCCUCGCAAAAAUUACUUUCUACUUUGGAUGGUUGAAAGCAAGAAUGAAGAUGGACAUAAGUGUCAGAAUACCCUCUAUGAAGAUCAUCAACCCCUCUGGUCAUCAGACAACAACUUAUCCUCUGGAAACCAGUUAAGUCGCAGUAACAUCAGAAGGGAACAUCAUUCAGAGCCAUCAGGAGUAAACCACGAUCAUAAUAAUGGCAAUAUUUUGCUUAAUAUGGGAAGAAUACAUUCAUCCCUUCAGAAGUCACUGGUUUUCUUUGUUCAUCUGACAGCCAAGUUUCCUUUGGUCAUUAUAUUCCUUUUGAUCAUCUUAUAUGCUAUACCUGCUAGUGCAGCCAUUUUGGCCUUGUACAUUCUUAUCACAGUUCUAUUUGCUCUUCCAUCAUUUCUAAUAUUGUACUUUGCUUAUCCUAGUUUGGAUUGGCUUGUCAGAGAAAUCAUUACUUGAUAUGCAAUAGCUUUUUAGACUAUGAACUUUGUGAAUAGAAGUUUGCACCUAGAAACAGGCCUCUAUUCAUCUAGAUGCUAUGAACUUCUUAAUUUGACGACGUCCCAGUUUCCAAGGCUGCUCAAUUCUUUAACUUCCAGGUGGCUCAGUUGCGUGCACUCUUCUGUUCAUCAUGUUUAGAAGCGCAUCAAUUGUUUCAGAAUUUUACCGGGAUCGAGGCUGUGUGGUCUCUGGAUAUUUUUUUGUGGCAGCAGAGGCCCAUGAUGUCCAAACCUCAUCUGCCAAUUUAGGUUGCUUUGCGGAUUUGCAAAGCUAUUGUAAGUAUACAGAUAGUUAAUUAGUGUGAUGCCUUUUAUCAAAGAGCUUGAUUUCUUCCAUGUAUGGAAACCCAUUUUUUAUGUAUAAUUUAUCUAUUUGUCUUGUAUUGCUACUGCUGUACGUUAAUGAAGCUUUAAUGUUCGAACCUUUUUUGAUCAAA